ACCAAAACUAAUGUAGCUAACUGAUGCUAGCGUGCCAGAGAGCGGAGUCUGACUCCAUCAGAAUCUACUUUGUGGGCGCCGUAGGACCCGAGGAGGCGCAAGGGAACUAGCAGAACACCCGAUCAAUUUAUCUGAAGUCGAUCCGCUGACGAAGCUUACAAGCAUGGACGAAGAGGAACAGUUUGUGAACAUCGACCUGAAUGACGACAACAUCUGCAGUGUCUGCAAACUGGAGACGGAGACGGGGACCUUAUCCUUCUGCCACGUCUGCUUCGAGCUCAGCAUUGAAGGUGUGUCGGCCUCCACCCUUCUCCACUCCAAGUCCCUGCGGGGUCACAGGGACUGCUUCGAGAAGUACCACCUCAUCGCCAACCAGAAGCUGUCGCGCUCCAAGGUCUCCCGCAGCGCCUACGAGGGCAUGAAGCUGGCCCUGAGCCAGAAGAUCGGCCGCAUCGUGCAGUACGCCCAGAACAAAGACUCCUCCUCCUCCGACGGGCCGGGCCGUCGGGGGGGCAAGCUGCUGUGCUACAGCCAGCAGGGGGACUGCAAGCUGCUGCCCCAGUCAGACGCCCAGGUCCCCCGCUACGCCCCGCGUUGGAACCAGAGCACGGCUACGGGGCUGCCCGACUAUGCCGCAGGCAUGCUGGAGUGCCACACCGCUGAGGAGCUGGGCCUGGGCCUCUUGGAGGACUCGCAGGGCUGCCUGUGGGGAGGCACGGGCAGACAGGGCCUGCAGCACCACUCCCCGCCUCCGGGGGGCGACCAGACGCGGCGCAGACACCAGGGCCACGGCAGAGACCAGCUGGUUAAAAUGAGUAUGGAUGAGCUCCACCAGCUGAAUGGCCAACUACUACUGCAGAUUCAAAAAGUGUUUGAGGAGCUGACCGGGGCAGUGCAGGAGAAGGACUCUCUGGCGUCGGAGCUGCACGUUCGUCACAUCGCCAUCGAGCAGCUCUUCAAGAACUGUGCCAAGCUGCCCUGGCUGCAGAUCAGCAGGGCAGGGGUCAAAGCCAGCAGCAGCGCCCCUGUGGAGUGACUUUGUCAAAGGGAGCUCCUGGAUGGUCUCCUCCCUGCCACCCUGGGCUGUGUGGCUACAGCAGCCUGACUCAUGCCCUCUGAACCCUGAACAGCUUUCACAACAUGGUGUGUGUGGUGAGUGAUGGAGGACAGGGGAAUGGACAUGCUUUCCCUUCGUCUGGGGACCUCUGGUUUCUGCAGUACUUAAAGAAAGGGUUUGCGAAAGGCAAUAAACGGACUUUGGUAUCCACCAGUUUCACAAUGGAGAACUGAAUGUGAACUCCUAGUGUCGGUGGAUCUGUUUCCUAUGCAGAUAAGAUACAAACAUGGUAAGGUCUCUGCUGCAUUAAAAUGUACUUUAGCUAGUCACGUUUUUCCGUAUUUUUGUUAUUUAUCCUUAUAUACAUUUAUUUAAUUGGAAACUCACCAGUGUUUAUUUUUUUAUAUUUUUUUUUAAAUUUUAAUCAUUGUGGAUCAAGCUAUUGUGAUUGGCCUAGCAUCUUCAUUAUACCUAUUGAGCCUUUGGUCGAAUGGUUUUGUUGUUGCUGUGGUAACUGUUGCAAAAUAAAGAGCAAUCUAUUACUUUUUAAAAUCAGUGCAGUGGAAUCAUCUGAGUUCCCAUGGAAGGCAGUAAUAUUACCCUGUUAUUUUUGCAUUUUGCAGUAAAAAAGAUUCAUUGAUAAGUGAAAUGCUGCAGACACACUUCUGUUUGUCUUAAGUCCUUGAUUUCUAACGGCUAGGUAUCUAAUGAUGGUCAUUGGUUAAGCUGUCAAGCACAAGACAGCCUGAUACUUGAACAGAGGAAUAUGAAAUAGGUGCUGAAAAAGUAGAGAUGUGAUUGAAUGCACUGGGGGUCUGUCCCAGAACCAAAGCCUUCAUUUGCUGCAAAGCAAAGUAUAUUUCAGUAUUUAUUUCACUAGUGGCCUAAGAGCAUAGGCCUCAAUAGACUCACUAUAGCCUACUUGUUUCUUAGCGAAAAUGCAAUAGAAAGCACUGAUACCAAAUUAGCUUUGAUAUGGCAAAACAUAUAAUUCACAUUCUAUUAAAUUGCCCUUAUUGUUAAAACCUGCGACACUUUCAAAUGUAUUUUGGUUUUGUAAGUGAUCUGUGUUAGCAAUUAUGCAGUUACCUUAUUUUGUAUAUUAGUGUGAAUGUGUUUUUUUCUCCCUUCUGUAAUCUAUUUACGACUAUGGCUUUAUCUUUUCUCCUCUGUAACCAUGGAUCCAAAGCAAUAUUGUGAGGAGAGAAAGGUUACAGAUGUUCCCUAAAGGUCUGGGAUUUAGAACAAGGGUUGAAUAAUGGAGAUUGUCUGGAGUAUUUUAGUUACGGUUUUCACAGGUUUGAUCACUUAGUGUGUGAUACUCUGAUUGUGUUUUUGGUUGUUUGAACAUUUGUCCUCUGCUGUUGGUUUUGACCACGGGGCUGGAACCUCAAACUUGCUGGCCGCCAUCAUUAUCUCAACAAGUGUGUGUAUAUUUGAAAGGUGUGACAUUAUUUUAACUGGAUUGAAUUACUUUGUGUCUUUCUCUCUCUUUAUAAGAGAUGAAAUAAAUCCAACCCUCUUUGGGUUUAUCGAAACGUUUUUAACUCCACUUAAACGGUCUGGUUUAUUUUGAUUUGUAAAUGUAUGUCCUGUGUGCAUGAGUGUUGUGUCUUUUUGGUAAAGGUAAUCAAAUUUAUUGUUAUUUAUUUUUUAUUUGAAUUUUGACUGAGGCUUGUAGAUUUGACAACACUGAAAAGAUGUGGGGACAAGUGCAUAGUGCUUCUCUGCUCUGGGUAAGAGAUCAUCAGUUACCAUUAACAUGAAUCUGGGAUUUGUGCAUUUCUGUUUAAGUUGACAUGACUCAUGGUUUACUGCUGUGGUAGAUACAUAAGACUGCUCCCGUGCUGUGUGACUUACAUUAUAUUCAUGUAUGUUUGUGGAGUUUAAUGCCUGUGUAAAUUGUCUGAACAAUGGUUUGUAUUUUUUCAAAAAUAUUUCAAUAAAAUAAAAACUAUUUUUUCUCA
Molecule: messenger RNA, 3024 nt
Organism: Hypomesus transpacificus
Lineage: Eukaryota; Metazoa; Chordata; Actinopteri; Osmeriformes; Osmeridae
Gene: c5h21orf91
Product: chromosome 5 C21orf91 homolog
Exons: 5
Coding region: 164-1036 (290 amino acids)
Source: RefSeq, a predicted model, not a curated record